Messenger RNA from Dothidotthia symphoricarpi CBS 119687, 582 nucleotides. RefSeq lists its product as uncharacterized. Bases 1 to 582 code for a protein of 193 amino acids. Lineage: Eukaryota; Fungi; Ascomycota; Dothideomycetes; Pleosporales; Dothidotthiaceae. The transcript has 2 exons. The record is from RefSeq and is a predicted model, not a curated record.
AUGACGGAGGGCAGACCACUCAUGUUUACGCUCCUCAUUCAGAGGUUAAACAGUGUCCUAGUCAUGGUCUCCUGCGGAUCUAUUUCGAACCUCUCCUCCCGUACGCGCUCGCGAACCAGCACAAGCUCGAAACCCCUCGCGAGUGGCCCGGCCACAGCUUACCGCUCGACAGAACCAGAUCGACGAGUUCCGUUUAUCGCUUGCGGGUCGGUCCAGCGGGUACAUCGACCAGGAACGCGCCUACUUGACGAUCGUCCAACGGUGCCUGUCCAUGUGUGGCGUGAAACACAUGAGAUGUACGAGAAACAGAUCACGUUUGAGCAUUACGAGGAUCUACCUCUUUGGGCGAUACGCUCUCCAAGCGAGCAUGAAACCGCUCGGUACCCUGCUUCAGUCAAAGCGCUUGCAACCGCCACGUUUCUCACCCGAAAAACAACUUCUGAGGCGCAGAAGCGGAUGUUUAGUUUAGGGCACUUUGAUGAUCAUAGCGACGACGGGUAUACUAUUGACAAUCGCAUGGCCAAGGACAAUUUAACCGCCUUCGUGUUCGGCGUGCCGAAAAAGGAAACUUCGGAAAGUUAA